Molecule: messenger RNA, 3040 nt
Organism: Conger conger (European conger)
Lineage: Eukaryota; Metazoa; Chordata; Actinopteri; Anguilliformes; Congridae
Gene: tekt2
Product: tektin 2 (testicular)
Exons: 10
Coding region: 151-1428 (425 amino acids)
Biological process (GO): cilium movement involved in cell motility; cilium assembly
Cellular component (GO): nucleus; microtubule cytoskeleton
Source: RefSeq, a predicted model, not a curated record
CUUGCCAGCUAGCUAUGUGUUGAAUGUUGCCAUGGCGUUUUCAGUGUUCACACUGUUACCUGGCAACGGAUCGCUUGGUUAGUCGAUCAGACGGGAGCCGACAUACUGAGUCAGAUUCGACAAGGCAAUCGCCCCUCAGUCACAGUUAAAAUGGCCACCCUUAGCAUCAAGCCGGGGCACCGCUACAGUGUGCCUGACUGGGAGACCAGCAACAGGCAAAUGGGUGACACUGCUGCCUACAAACGGAAUGUAUCACAUGACAUCCGCCAGGAGGCCCGGACACUACGCAAUGAGACCUCCAAUAAGACUUACUGGGACAAGACUGACAACUCUCGCAGGUUGAGAGACAGGAUUAACGACUUGACGCGAUGGAAGGAUAACCUGGCAUCCUGCGCGCAGGAAGUGGACACAGAGAUGGAAACUCUCACGUUGACUAAGGAGGAGUUGGAGAGGAUGCUAGCCGCCACAGCUCUCCCGCUUGAGGUGGCGGUCGAGUGCCUCACCCUGAGAGAGCGUCGCUGUGGGACCGAGGUGGUCAGCGACCCUGUGGAAGCGGAGCUUAAGAAAGAGGUGGAGGUGAUUGGUGGGAUCCAGAAGACACUGCAGCAUCGAAUCAGCAAAGCUUUCGAGCAAAUUUGCUUGCUGCAGGAGGCUAGGCACCAGCUUACCUGUGACCUCCAAAACAAGAUGGACACCCUAGACGUGGAUGGCACCUGUCUGUCACUCACCGAGACUUCACGAGAUAUCUCCCUGAAGCCGAACCCCAUGCGUCUGCUACCUGGUUUCACUAGUCCCCAGCAGUGGGAGCAGUUCAGCCGGUCCAAUGUAAGCCGAGCGCGGGAGGAGAUGGACGCCUCACUGCAGCUGAGGGCAAACAUGAAGCUCACCAAGGCUCAGCUCCUGAUCGAGCUACAGGCCCAGCACAUGGCCACUGACUUCGCCCUCCGCAAACGGGCCCACCAGCUGGAGCAGGCCUGCAGUGAGCUGCUCUGGCAGCAGAAGCAAACUUAUGAUGAGAUCGCAGAACUGGAGCAGGAUAUCCGCGGGCUGGAGGAUGAUCUUGGGGCCAAAACUGCUCCUCUGAAGUUGGUCCAAACCCGUCUGGAAAACCGGACCAUGCGGCCGGGAGCAGACCUGUGCCGGGAUGAGGUGCACUUUGGACUGGUGGAGGAGGCACAGCAGCUGGAGGCCACCAUUAGAGCGCUGAAGGAGAAGCUGGCCCAAGCCCAGCACUCCCUCCAGGCCCUGCAGCAGCACCAGGCCUGCAUGGAGGAGGACCUGUCCCGCAAGCAGGAUGCCCUCUUCCUGGAGCAGCGCAGCAUGGAGACCCGGAAGCGCCUCGCGACCACCGCCCACACUGAGCUGACUCCCGACAGCAUCGUCCCGCUCGCUAACUCCAGCGGGAGACACGCCCUGGACCUGCUUUAACCCCUCUCCCAAAACUAUGUCACUGUAAUCCUGCCCCCAAUACCUUACACCAGUAGUUCCCAACCCUGGUCUUGUUGUAACCUCCUUCUUCUUGAAGGUUCAUUUCAACCCCAAUUUGUCACACCUGACUCUACUAAUUAGCAGCUCAGCAAGGUAUCUAGCUGAUGAAUGAGGUGGGCUUUGUUAGGGCUGGAGAAAAAACCUACUGGAUGGUUGACUUCCAGGAACAGGGUUGGGAACCACUGCCCUUUGCCCUGGUCACUGUACACCCCUCCUAUCCUGUUAAAUCACCAUGUCGGUUUUACUGGAGUCUGUGUUCAUUGAGUCCAUGUGUGAGUGUUUUUGUGUUGUACUUUGUGUCUUGUUAAAUUUAGGAAGGAUGGAUGUUUAUUCUGUAGGAAAAGUGUAAAAUUUCUGUGUUGUAUUGCUGCUGUAUAUCCAAUUAUAGAUCUAUAAUUAUCUACAUCGUGUGUUAGAGUCUGUAUUACUUUUGUAUGUAUUAUUUUGAGUGCUUGCAAGUCUUUGCCACAGUACACAUAUUUUACUAUCAGAAAGACCAAUACGGUAGUUAUAUCAGUGAGUAAGCCCUUAAUGCUUGAUGCACUUAAUGCAUUCCUUUCUUUUCUUAUCUUGGGGCUCAUUCCGAUCCCUUAUUUUUCUCUUCUUUUUUCUUUUUCUUUCUUCUUUUCUUCCCCUUGCUCCACCCAUCGGGAGAGGCUAGGAAAUGAUGGGGAAAAAAGUAAAGAUGGGGAAAUCGAGAAAACUUGAAUUAGGCAAAUGGAAUGUCCUUGUUCCUUCAAACAUCAGUUCAAAGCCAUGGCAGUUACAGACGUGGCAGAUGGGGAGAAGUGGACCCACAGGUCGAACAUUAAUACAUCAGGCUUUAGGAAAAAUACUUCUGCAAAGGAUGCGCUUCACAAGAAAGGAAACUUCAGGAGUUCUCCUUCUAGCUCCAAGAAGGAAGAUUUAACAGGUUGGAAUGUCCUUAAAGAUGGCGGACCUCGGUUGAUUUCCAGGUCAAGGAAAAUAUAAAAGAGGAGAAAAAAACGAUUGAAAUGAGCCCCUGGUCUCUCGUCUGUAGCUCCAUUGGAGGUCAGGUUGAGGUCAUAGGUUGUCAUGGGGAGUGAAUUGGGUGCACUCAUAAUUUAACCUGUCACUAAUGCAGAUUAUUGAUACAGUUAUUUUUCUUGGGUUUGUUAGAAAAAGAGAUCUUUCAGAUGAACAACAUCAUCUGAUUUGGUAGAUGAUGCAGUGCAGUGCAGCAUAGGGACUGACAUGAACUUGCCUCGUAACACUUAAAGCUCAUUACACCCCCUUUAUUGAACAAUACAGUACAAGGAAACCUACAGUGAGGUCAACACAAGAUGGUAACAGCUGCCAUAAUGUAUGCGUGCAAUGCGGCAAACAGUAGAACCUGUGUGUGUGUAUAUACUGUAUAUACAGGUUCUUUAACUGCUCAAUUACCAUUCCUGUAUUUACACUGUUUUUCUACACAGCAAGCUUAAUGUGUGUUAUUAAGCAGAGGAAAAAUAUUUUUCUGCAAAAUAGACAGCUUUACAGGGACAUGCACUUUGUCUCAUAAUGUGGAAAGAGAUAAGGAACUGUAAACACA